Molecule: messenger RNA, 492 nt
Organism: Solanum dulcamara
Lineage: Eukaryota; Viridiplantae; Streptophyta; Magnoliopsida; Solanales; Solanaceae
Exons: 1
Coding region: 1-492 (163 amino acids)
Molecular function (GO): nucleic acid binding
Source: RefSeq, a predicted model, not a curated record
AUGAAUGGAGUAGUUGAAGCUGUAAACAAGAAUAUCAAGAAGAUUUUAAGGAAGAUAGUGGAUAGUCACAGACAAUGGCAUGAGAAGUUACCAUAUGCUCUACUCGAUUAUCGUACCAUAAUCAGAACUUCUACUGGGGAAACUCCUUAUAUGUUGGUUUAUGGUUCAGAAGUAGUAAUACCUGCUGAAGUGGAAAUACCAUCUUUAAGGAGUAUUCAAGAGGUUGAUUUAGAUGAUGCAGAAUGGAUUCACAGUAUGAUUGAACAGUUGAUGCUCAUUGAUGAGAAAAGAAUGGAUACAGUUUGUCAUGGUCAACCCUAUCAGAACAAAAUGGCCAAAGCAUUCAACAAAAAAGUCAAACCCCAACAGUUCACACCGGGACAAUUAGUAUCAAAGAAGAUAUUUCCUCACCAAGGAGAAGCUAAAGGGAAAUUUGCCCGAACUGGCAAGGUCCUUACAUGGUUCAUAGAGUACUAUCUGGAGGAACGAUAA